This is a messenger RNA of Ananas comosus (pineapple), 2890 nucleotides long. RefSeq names its product probable methyltransferase PMT19. The transcript has 6 exons. Gene Ontology annotation, molecular function: methyltransferase activity. NCBI's taxonomy places the organism in Eukaryota, Viridiplantae, Streptophyta, Magnoliopsida, Poales, Bromeliaceae. The record is from RefSeq and is a predicted model, not a curated record. Gene Ontology annotation, cellular component: cytoplasm; endosome; trans-Golgi network. The coding region runs from base 377 to 2293 and encodes 638 amino acids.
CAAAAGAAAAGUGACAAUUUCUCGCUGCCGUCCCUUCCAGCAAGAUGCGGCGACAAUAACAACACCAAACCCCGCACUCCCUCACUCUCUCCCAACACCAAAAAAAAAGAAAAGAAAAGAAAAGAAAAGAAAAGAAAAGAAAAGAAGAGAGAGCCCCCUCUUCAAUCACGCCCACCAUCUCUCAUCCCCCACCAUCUCACAAGCAGCAGCAGCAGCAGAAGAAGAAGAAAGAAACAAGCAGCUUUUGGAAACAAGCAAAUGCUGAUCCUCUUCUCUACCAAAGGGAGAAGCAGCAGCAGCAACAGAAUCAGAAUCAGAAGCAGCAGCAGCAGCAGCAGCAGCAGCAGCAGCUAAAAGUACCAUCUAAAUUUUCACGAUGGCGAGAUGCAGCAGCAGCAGCAGCAGCAGCUUGUUCUCGUCCCUCCUCCCCCGCCCCAACCCCCGCACCGUCGCCACCCUCCUCGCCGCCGCCUCCCUCUCCCUCCUCUCCUACCUCCUCGCCAUCUACACCUCCACCUCCUCAAUCACCUCAAUCACCUCCUCAAUCACCUCCACCACCUGCUUCCCCUCCUCCGCCGCCGCCGAUGCGGUGCCGGUGCCGGUGCCGGUGCCGGUGCCGGUGGUGCAGCUCGACUUCCUCCCCCACCACUCGGCCGCCGCGGCGCUCCCCUCCGUCCCCGACCCCGACCUCCCCCGCCCUCCCCGGCUCCCCUUCUGCGCCCCCAACUUCACCCACUACUGCCCCUGCCACGACCCCGCCCGCGAGCGCCUCUUCCCCACCCUCCACCUGCAGCACCGCGAGCGCCACUGUCCCCCCCUCCCCCUCCGCUGCCGAGUCCCCAGGCCCCCCGGCUACCGCGCGCCCCCGAGGUGGCCCGAGCGCCGCGACCGCGCCUGGUUCGCCAACGCCCCCUCCAAGCGGCUCAGCGUCGCCAAGGCCGACCAGAAUUGGGUCAGGCUCGAGGGCGACUGGCUCGUCUUCCCCGGCGGUGGCACCUCCUUCCCCGGCGGCGUCCGCUCCUACGCCGAUCAGAUGGCCAGGAUGCUCCCCCUCAAGACCGGCGAGGUCCGCACCGCCCUCGAUAUCGGCUGCGGCGUGGCUAGCUUCGGGGGCCAUCUGUUAAACUACAAAAUACUGACAAUGUCUGUCGCACCAAGAGAUGUGCAUGAGGCCCAAGUGCAGUUCGCACUGGAACGGGGCCUGCCGGCGAUGCUUGGAGUGCUAAGCAUUCACAGGCUACCGUACCCGUCUAGGUCCUUUGAUAUGGCUCACUGUGCGCGGUGCCUCGUUCCCUGGACUGCUCAUGAUGGCCUCUAUCUAUUGGAAAUUGAUCGGGUUCUCCGGCCUGGUGGCUACUGGGUUUUAUCUGGGCCACCCAUCAGUUGGCGAUCACUGUAUAAGGGCUGGGGAAGAACACGCGAGGACUUAGCUGCAGAACAGAAAGCUAUAGAGGAUCUUGCUAAACGACUCUGCUGGAGAAAGGUCGCAGAGAAGGGAACAAUUGCUGUAUGGCAAAAAGCCACCAAUCAUAUUCACUGUGCGAAGAAGGCAAAGAUGCUGAAAUCCCCAUCGUUCUGUUCAGGAACUGACUCAGAUAAUGCUUGGUAUGAGAAGAUGGAGCUAUGCAUAACUCCUCUUCCGAAGGUCGAGGUUAUUGAUGACGUAGCUGGCGGUGCUGUUGAGAAAUGGCCUAGAAGACAAAAUGCGGUGCCUCCGAGGAUAACCACUGGCAGCAUAGAGGGGAUGACUGUUGAGAUUUACAACCAUGACAAUAUGCUUUGGAACAAAAGGGUUUCGCACUAUGGCGCAUAUUUCAACACUCUUGCACAGGGUAAUUACAGGAACAUUAUGGACAUGAAUGCUGGUUUGGGGGGUUUUGCUGCUGCCUUGUUGAAAUACCCUGUUUGGGUUAUGAAUGUGGUUCCAGCAGUUGGAACGAACAAUACUCUCGGCAUCAUCUACGAGCGUGGACUUAUUGGAACAUACAUGGACUGGUGCGAGGCUUUCUCUACUUAUCCUCGGACAUAUGAUCUGAUACAUGCUAAUGGAAUAUUCAGCUUGUAUAUGGAUAAGUGUGACAUUCUUGAUAUCCUGCUUGAAAUGGAUCGCAUUCUUCGUCCAGAAGGGGCUGCAAUAAUCCGAGACCAUGCCGAUGUGAUAUGGAAAGUAGAGAGAGCAGCAGAACAGCUAAGUUGGCAAAGCCGGAUUGUUAAUAGCGAAGGUGGGCCAUUUGAUCCUGAGAAGCUUCUUAUUGUGGACAACUCUGUUGCCGCACUCGUAAAACAGAAAUAAUUUCCAAAAUGCAACACAAGCCAGGAAAUCCCUCUAUUCUCAACUUCCAUCAUCCAAAUGGUCAUAUAAUUUGACAGGAGUGCGCAAGGUAGAAACGAGGAUGAGGUGAGACUACACCUCGGACAUCUUAUGUGAUUUAGAUGUCAACUUCCAUGAUCAUAGUUUUCUUUUUUCCCGGAUACUAAGCAGAUUCUAUCGGGGUUUUCGAGAUUCGACAAUUGUGUCUCAUUUGUGUGCUUUUGGCUACUCUUACUGUCAUUGCCGGGUACUGGUUGUGCAGCAGUUACCCGAUGAGGUAAAUGCGGAGAGAGAUUACGCUUAUGCUUCUGCUUUGAUCGUUGAGAAUUGUUGGUGCUUGAAGAGUAACCAUUGAUAUUUCUAUUGCUGCGGUGACUGUACCACAGAGAUUAGAGUUAGAUUACAAUUUGGUUAAGCAUUUGUGAGUUGAAAUAUGUAAGCUUGUUUUGAUUUGUCUUCUAAUAAUUUCAUCUGUGUUGCAUCACUAAAAAUUUCACCGGUAUAAACAAAUAGAUGUUUUGGGUUUGUAUGAGUCUGCGAAUUUAAUAUCUUAUAUCUUACAAGGAAGAGGAAUUUAAA